UUCGGAUUCGGAACAAGUCAAUGUUAUUGCAAUAAAGUAUAUAGUUGAUCUAUUUAUCAAGACAUUAUGAACGUAAUUGAGGUGUUUGAUGGUAUCCUAUCAUCGACCGAUUCUGAUAGUGAUGAACAAAGUGAUGUACAUGAAAUGUUCGAUGACAUUUUCGAUGAUUCUGAAGCCAAUAAUCAUCGUAUUCCACGAGUUGAAAAUUUUGUAGUUAAUGUUGUACACAACCUCAAACCUCACAUAGUCACAUGGCAUGCUCAUCGGUCAGCAUCGCGGAAAUCAGCUCGCCUAACCGUCUAUUGUUUACACGCGCUGAACGUCGUUCAGUCGGUUAGCGUAGGGCUACCAACCUAACUACUAACCGAAAUUUCAUUUCCGAACAUACUCAGGAAGGUCCAAGAGAGUCGACGAUCGGACGACGACAGAGCUGAGCACUCAGUUCAAUAUGGAAUAGUGGCAGUGCGCGUCGUCGGCCGUGUACUCUUCCCUCCGUAACGACAACAACAACUACUACUUCCUCCUCGACACUCGACAGUCGUCCCUUGCCAGUUGUCGAGACUCGUAAGUACGCGUAUACUGUUGGACACACGAUCGUGUAGUAGAACGUCAACGCUGUUGAGUGUGAGGAUAAGAAGAAGAACAACAAAGAACAACAACACGAUUCGGGACAGAAACGUAGAAUCGGACAUAUAACCCUGCGCUCUCGAGGUUUAUGCAAAAUCUCGCCCGCAACGUGGACGCGCUGACGCAAGGCCUCAAGUACAGCAUAUCCGGACUCAUGAACCUCGCGCAGGCUACCGAUCCUGAGAACGCUGUGUUCUUCGUCAAUUUCAACCAGGACUGCUCGUCGUUAGCCGUUGGAUCGAAGGCGGGCUACAAAAUCUUCUCACUCAGCUCCGUCGAUCAUCUCGAGAAGAUCUUCGAAAACGGUGAGUGUGCAUCGAGGCCACAAAACGAAGAUGUAUGCAUUAUUGAGCGAUUGUUCAACAGCAGCCUCAUUGCUGUGGUCAGCGCAUCAUCCCCCCGUAAACUGAAAGUCUGCCACUUCCGGAAGGGCACUGAAAUAUGUAACUACAGCUACUCCAAUACCGUACUUGCUGUGAAGCUGAACAGAGCUAGACUAGUAGUAUGCUUGGAGGAGUCGCUGUAUAUUCACAACAUAAGGGAUAUGCAGGUGCUGCACACCAUACGUGACACACCACCCAAUCUGGCUGGCCUUUGCUCAUUAUCCAUCAACAGUGACACCAGUUACUUGGCUUAUCCAGGUUCCAAUACCAUUGGUGAAGUCCAGAUAUUCGAUGCCAUGAAUCUUCAAGCAAAAACAAUGAUUCCAGCACACGACAGCCCAUUGGCUGCUCUUGCAUUCAGCCCUAAUGGAACAAAAGUGGCAACAGCCUCUGAAAAAGGCACUGUAAUCAGAGUUUUCCACGUUAAUGAUGGAACAAAGCUCUUUGAAUUUCGGCGAGGAGUAAAAAGAUGCGUGACCAUCAGCAGUCUAGCUUUCAGUAUAGAUUCUAUAUUUUUGUGCUGCUCUAGUAAUACCGAAACAGUUCAUAUAUUCAAAUUGGAAGAGCCAAGAGAAGUUCCACAACAGCAGCCAGACGAAGCUCAAAGUUGGAUGGGAUACCUCACAAAGGCUGUGUCUGCUUCUGCAAAUUACUUGCCUUCGCAGGUCACAGAUGUGUUCAAUCAAGGAAGGGCUUUUGCUAGUGUGCACUUACCUUUCCAGGGACUCAAAAAUGUUUGUGCCAUUGCCACAAUUCAAAAGGUGCUCAGGUUGCUAGUAGCAAGUGCCGAUGGCUACCUUUACGUUUAUAACCUUGAUACUAGUGAAGGGGGAGAUUGCCCUUUGUUCAAACAACAUAGGUUAGAUGGUAAACAAGAUGAAGUUGACUGUGCUAGUGUUUCGGCUGCUGGAUCAUGCUCAGGUGAAUCCUCAGCUCAGACCGCACCGCAAACUGUGCAGAACACAGCCUGCAUAAAUAGCUACGCGGGUGCGUUGCGCGGCCGCUCGCCAGACUCCAUGUCAGGUACUGAGUCUGAGAAGUACCACGAGAUCAUUGCGGCAACGGAGAGUCCGCCGAAGGGCGAUGGCACCUUCCGGCUGGACGACGACGCCGAGUUUCCACCGGUAACUCAGCGCACCGACUGAGCCGUUCCAGCCAUCUUCGACCGCAGUCACAUAUCAACAGCAACAGUGGCCCCAUCGUCGUCGUCAUCGACUUGAUUUCCCCCUUUUGUACAUUGUUUUUUCUCUUAUCUUACCGCGUUUUUCCCUUUCUCGUGUGUAUAUAUUAUUAUGUCGCUUUGUGCGUCGCCGCCGCUUUAGGAUAUCUAGCAAUCUCGAGUAAGAAGACCGUUCGAUGUUUUGUACGAGGAGCAAUUGGAAUUUUUUAUACAUUCGAGACGAAGUAGUCUAUAGUUUUGCGAUGCGGCUUUCCUUGUUAAUUGCGAUUGACGCGACGACGAUGUGUGGGUAUGUCUUCGAUUCCGAAUGACUAUUUUUAAUCGUUGGUGCCAACGCAUACACACACAGACACGCAGGUGUAGAAAACGAUUUCUCGGAACGCGUCCGCGUUACACUUUUUUUUUCACACGUUCCUGAAAUUCGCAUAACGCGCUCGAAAUUCUUUGCUCAAAAAUAAAUAUGCUGACACGAUUUAUUCCCUUGAUUCUUGUCCUACUUUGUUUUCUUCGUAAAUGAUGUACGCGAUAACGGCGAAUGAGUAAAUUCAAUGCAUUUGUACAUAAACAUAACUACAACUGUAUUAUUUAACAGCUCCAUGUAAAUUCACUAGCGUUAUUAGAGCUUGAUACAGCAGUCUUUGAAUAACUGUAUAUAAUUAUAUGAAUUUCGAGUGCAACAAUUUAAUAAAGAUCUAAAACGCAAGUCGAUUUGGAGCGACUUCGAAACGAGAAUCGGACGAUAUCUAGGAAUAAAUUUAUAGAGGACAAUUUUAUUUUAUUUUUCUCUUGUAUCUGAAGGGUGAAUGCUGCAUCUCAUUUUAUCUGUAAGUCGAUUAUACUAGGAAAUAAAAAAAAGUGCACUCGCAUUUGUCGUAUGAUAUUCGUAGCUCAUGUUUGUGUGACACUUAAUCAAACGGAUUGUACGAGCGAGUGUUUAAAUUUAGCAGCACAUUGGACGAAAGUGUUAAGUAACUUAGGAUCAAGAAUGUCUCAUUCGCGUUUUGUACUGAAUCUUGUUUGGUGAAUAGUUUUACUUUUAUAUUGAACGAAAUGAGAUAACGCAAAAACGAUAAAAUUGCUGAAUGAUUGUAAAUAUUUUCAAAGAUUUAUGCAUUAAAGUUACUAUAUGUGUCAGA
Molecule: messenger RNA, 3326 nt
Organism: Nasonia vitripennis (jewel wasp)
Lineage: Eukaryota; Metazoa; Arthropoda; Insecta; Hymenoptera; Pteromalidae
Gene: Atg18a
Product: WD repeat domain phosphoinositide-interacting protein 2
Exons: 11
Coding region: 716-2155 (479 amino acids)
Biological process (GO): autophagy of mitochondrion; nucleophagy; protein lipidation
Cellular component (GO): cytosol; extrinsic component of membrane; phagophore assembly site membrane
Molecular function (GO): protein binding; phosphatidylinositol-3,5-bisphosphate binding; phosphatidylinositol-3-phosphate binding
Source: RefSeq, a predicted model, not a curated record